Messenger RNA from Punctularia strigosozonata HHB-11173 SS5, 4875 nucleotides. RefSeq lists its product as uncharacterized. The record is from RefSeq and is a predicted model, not a curated record. The transcript is spliced from 9 exons. Gene Ontology annotation, molecular function: nucleic acid binding; zinc ion binding. NCBI's taxonomy places the organism in Eukaryota, Fungi, Basidiomycota, Agaricomycetes, Corticiales, Punctulariaceae. The coding region runs from base 1 to 4875 and encodes 1624 amino acids.
AUGCCUCCACCAAAUACCAAGUAUGCACCGCGCAAGUUCAAGGGAGCAUCACAUAGGAUAUUGGAGUUCAUAACCACCUAUGAGAAGCUUCUGCGGCGGAACAAUGUCACGUCGGAUAAGGAGCGAUGUGAAGCAAUACUUCCAUACUGCUCCCAUGUAGUACAGGAAGUCAUUGAAGGCAUGCAGGACUAUGUCCAACCCAACUGGGAAGGACUGCGAGCAACCCUACUGCGAUUCUACAAUGCAGAUCAGAGGAACCUGCGAUUCACUGAGCAAGAUCUGCAAGACUUUGCUGAGGAAAGCUCAGACGAGGACAUAAGAGCAAAGAAGUAUUGGCGGAACAAGAAUAGGACCAAGAAGAAGGAGAAGUCUAAAGGUAAGGCAGUGCGGUUCGAGGACGACAGCAAUGAAGCCAAGGCCUCAAAAGACAUGCAAACAGCCACCGCUGCAAGCAAGGGUUCUAACAGCAAGAAAUCAUCACCAGAGCCUGUGGCGGAGGUUAUAAGGCAAAUGCAGAAUAUGUCCCUCGACAGCAAGGAAUAUGCAGUACGGUAUUACCAGGCAAUCAAGGCGGACGCAGAUGCCAAACUUGUGCUUGCCGCACCAAUAUUGCGCAUCCCACCAGCUCGAGCACCACAACAGGCAUACCCUCUGCCGCCACCUCAAAUACCUGUCAGUGCAUCCGCUUACCAGGCACAGGCAACACCAAUGAUGGCCAGGCCCAGUGGAUGCUUUGGGUGCGAUGACCCUGGACAUAGAAUCCGAGAAUGUCCUGCAAUCAAUAAACUGCUCGAUGAUAAGGUCAUUAUGCGCGGGGUCGACGGUCGCUUUGCAAUGGCUGACGGCUCGCGGAUACCCUGGCGUACCGGUGAAAGCUUAGUCAAAGCAAUUGAGCAUGCAACACCAGCGCAGGUGCACUUUGUCUCGGCCAGCGCACAUGCAAGUUCAAGCGAUGAAGAAGAGGAGCGCCCAGUGUUUGCUCUCACUCGCAGUCAAGGUCCUGCAGGAAAAAUGGCGAAAUACGAGAAUCAAAAGUACGGGAAGGACACUCAGAACUUAGAAUGCGCAAGGCAGCAGUGGUCGACCCUGAAGUACAAGCAAAACGAGACAAAACCGAUACCGAUCAUCCUCACCUUCGCAAGCACGGGGGUACUCGAACGGGUCCCACAACCAGGCGCGCCAGAGUCGGGCAUCGUUUUGACCGCCGCCACCAACGACGACAAUGACGGUACCGAUGUCCCGAUCGGCAUCGUCUCGCCUAGCCUCGGCCACGAAAACCGCCCAGGGACCGCAUCCGUAGGGCCAAGAUCGCCCACGACGUCCAACUCCGCCGUCGCGUUGUCUCCACCUCUGCUCUGGCAGCCGCGGAGAGUCUCGACACCCCCGCACUCCUUGCACUUACGACCCGCAUACCACCGAGUCCCCACUGCGCACGCCAACAGCCCAGGGCUGGGCUCAGCAAGCCCGAACAAGCCCGAGCAAGCCCCGCAACCGGGCGUGCCAGUAUCAACCGCCGCCUCGACCACCGCCGAUGACAACACCGCACACAAAGAUGAUGAUGCCGAUAUCGUCUCGGUCGCUCUCGACUUCAACAGCGCUGUGCCAGCGCCGGGCACCAACUCGACCACCGGUAAUGACGACACCGCGCACAACGACGAUGACGCCGAUAUCGGUGUCGUCUCGUCUGCGCUCGGCCACGAAGACCGUCCGAGCCGCACCGUGUCCGUAGGGCUGACAUUGCCCGCACCAUCCAACUCCCCUACCGCGCCGUCGUCAUCGCCGCUGUGGCAACCGCGGCACCUCCCCGCUCCACCACCCCCUCCGCUUCUACGAGAGGCAGGGAACCGAGCCCUUGCUGCGCACACCGCGAGCUCAGGCUCGGGCUUGGCGAGCCUGAGCAGGGCGAAACAAGAACCAGAACCCGCCGCGCCAGAACCAGGCUCCGGCUCGACAACCGAAUACGACACCACUGCGCACAACAACGAUGGUACCGAGGUCAGAAUCGGUAUCGUCUCGGCUGUGCUCGACCACAAAAACCGCCCGCUCUGUGUGACGGAAGGUACAACGAUGUCGAUGGCCUCGGAUAUUGCUGCUGAACCAUUGUCUCACUUGCCAGGGGAGCGACACGACUCUCGACCCCCGUCGUCGCCAUCACACUCGGAGCAUCAAAACGCCGGUGACAACUCACCUCGCGAGCUUACCAUAGCAUGUGGCUACUCGACGCCGAACUGGGCAUCCAUUCUUCAAGAUCAGCUUCCGCUUCUGCUUCCACUCGUCCCUGAAGCCGCUACCCUGAAUCGCGAGAACCCAGCAGCCGGACGCGUGCAAAUGCGUGGCAACUCGACUCUAUCGCAAGAUCCGGUACCUCGCCGAAUGCCCCCCAUACACCACCAGACCCACGAGCUCCAGCUAUCAAAGUAUCCCGAGGAGAGCUUCUCGAUCACCCUCACCACCACGCGAAGGUCAUCAAGAGUUCCCCUUCUCGCCGACGCGAAGCUCUUCCCGCUCUUCAAAUUCCCCAAUUUGAAACUAGGUAUAGCACAGAAGCGGCUACCGAAUAGCCAAUACUAUCGCUACGCCCAGCACUGCGACGAACCCCGGAUCGAGGAUCGAGAAGAAGACUACCUGCCCGAGUCCAAAAUCAACUCGUCGACGGCCGACGAGGAGGAAGCUGAGCUGGCGCGGCUAGGAAACGACAUGCGGCCUACCGAGCCUACGCCAUCGAUUACGCCUCCGCCGACGGAUUUCGAGGGUCCGCCCCUUCAAAGGAUGACAGAUCCAGGGCACCGGUUCCCCGCUGGGACCGCGUACCUGUCGUCGGACGUGUGCUUCCGUCUGCAUGUCAGUGAGGAAACUGACAGGAACUUCGAGGACUGGCUGAUGCUUCGCGCAGGGUUUAUGGCCCCGCACCUCCCGGGAAUCAGUAUAAAUACGGGUGGACGUGCUCGGUAUGGGCACGCUUUCAUCCGGUUCUACCCCGAGAGCGUACCUCCGUCGCACUUCGACUCACUACACACACUCGCCAUCAACAUGAUGAUGAACUCACUCAAAACCACUGGCGCUGCCGCCCCUGACAUCAACACGUCCGUACCUGCCAACCUCGCAAUGCUUGCCGAUCUCGCCGCCGCCGUCAGUCAGGCUCAAGCUCAGAUCCGGAUCGAUGCCAACGGACACGCGCCGCCUGCCAUCGCGGACUCUCAGCCAGUCGCAGAAGCCAUCCGCCUGGAAGAGGAGGGAUCCCCAUCCUGUAUGAACACGUGUACCUUGCUAUCCGCAGGAAACACUAACCGGAAAACAUGUCCAGCCCUGCCGAAAUGUAUUAUGCACGACGACGAGGACUACCGCCCCAGCGUGGGUUUCAAAGUCCCGCCGCCCCACGGCAACUGGGGUGCAUGCGGUCGACGCCGAGGGCGCGCAGCCACACCGUACACAAAGAAGGGCAAGGGCAAGGGGAAGGAGAAUACCCCGUCGCCGAUCCCGGGCCCACGCUUUACGCCGAAGAAGGUCUUUACUCCGACACGCAAGUCUCCUGGCCUGAUCACGCCCGAGUCGCACCGCCGUCCCGGAGUCUCAUACACUACAGCAGCACACAUCGUCAAACGGCCGACUCUCGCUAACCUGGUCAAUGGUGCCGGAGGUGCCGGCUCGCCGCCGUACGCCGUCCACUCCCCUUCUCCGGGCUCGGGCCUGUCGUACCCGAUCUAUCGCCCGUCGCCCGCCAGCAGCGGCGGUAUCUUCAAAAGUAUCCAGCGGACUAUUGAUCUCUCGAGUCCGACACUGUCACCGCGACGCACUGUCGAUCUGCCGAAGGCCCCCGAACUGCCGCGGAGCUCCUCACCCGCGGUAUCGGCUACAUCCAAGAUGGACACGGAUGAAGACAUCCCUCCGCUCAUGACCGUCAGCAGCAACUCUACGCCAGAUUCGAAAGGCCCUCCCACACCGCAGGUUAGUCCGAAGCCUGCGCGCGGAAGGAUCUAUGUUAUGACGGGAGCUGAACUUCGUCGGCAGGCGUACGGUCCCAGUCCCAAGAAGAAAACCGCCCCUCCUGCGAGGCGCGAGACUGCUACGGAUGCGGUGUGGCAGUCAUCGUUCCGGCAGGCCUUCCGCCUUGGCCAGUCCGUCGCAACGUUCAAGGCCGACAACGAAGCCCGCAUGAACCAGGAGAAGCAGGCGAGACCCGAGCCCACCGGCACGAUCUACGCCCAGCUGUCGAACGGGACAGUCAGCCGUUUCCCAUACUACCUGCCUGCCGCACCCACUCCGAUUCCCACUCCCGUCGACCACGCACCGCGCCCGGCUACCUCUCGUGGACCUCCGACCAACAGGCCGACUUUUGAUGCUGUGGGAGUUUAUCGUCACCUGCACGCCGCGCAGGCACCCCCGCCGACUACUCCCCGUCUGGGACCUUCGGGACAGAUGCCACCACCGCCGGCUCCACGUCCAGCCUCGCGCACGGCUCCGCGACUCCAAGCCGCAGUGGUACCAUGGCCGGGCCAUGCUCCGGCAUCGAAUGCAUCUGCCGGCUCUGAUUCUGGAGCUGCACUUUGCGGCCCGAUUUUGCGCCAGAUUGUUCCGCCUCCGGUCGCGAUGGCCAUUCCGUACCCGCCCCCGCCAGUUCCGACUGCCGCUACACCAGCCAUGUACCCGCUCCCGCCCAAUGCUCUCGUGCCGCCGCAGGUCGCAGCCAUCAUCGUGGAGAACAUGCGGCGAAUGCACAUCCACCAGCAUAAUCUCACGAGUGCCGUGAACGGCUCGGCCUCGCACCUCAGCAGCCUCGAGCGGCUCAUUCGGGACUCAAACGGGGAGGUAUAUGACUUCCUCACGCGGGUUAUGCAGAAGGUAGAAAUCCUCGAGACCAUCAUCGAGGGUUUUUAA